ACGCUUCCGGUCGUCCCCGGCGGCGACGCGUCAGCGGGCUGACAGCGGUAGGGCCGCGCGCCGGACGGUCACUUCCGGUGAGCCACGGGACCACCAGGCCGCCCCCUCGCACCGCCGUUGCCCUGGCAACGCCGUCGGGCCUGGGCCCGAGCCCGGCUGAGGCGACGGGAGGGUACCUGAGGUGUGAGGUCAUCGGCGCAGUGACGAGAGCAGCGGCGCCACUCGUGGGGCGCGGGGAGGUCGGCCCGGCCGCCGCCAAAGAAAUAGUCUUCACAACCAGAACCAGAUGGCAGCAGAUAGAUUUCCCUGCUGCUGGCAAGGCCAGAGAGACCUGGACUGGCUCGAGCAGUGGGCCCAGGAGAACCUUGUGAGGCUCAACAAAGUGAAGUGCAAGAUCUGGCACCUGGGUCAUGGCUACUCCCACUGCCGAUACAAGCUGGGGGAUAGGGAUCCCCACUGUACCUGGGACAGUGACCUUGAAGAAGGACUCCCAGAAUCUGAUUGGGAUCAGCAUUGGGGGAGGAGCACAGUACUGCCCCUGUCUCUAUAUUGUCCAGGUAUUCGAUAACACUCCAGCAGCCUUAGAUGGGACCGUAGCAGCAGGCGAUGAAAUCACAGGGGUCAAUGGCAAGUCUGUCAAAGGGAAGACCAAGGUGGAGGUGGCCAAGAUGAUACAGAUGGUAAAGGGAGAAGUGACAAUUCACUACAACAAACUUCAGGCUGACCCAAAGCAGGGCAAGUCUUUGGAUAUUGUAUUGAAGAAGGUAAAGCACCGACUGGUAGAGAACAUGAGCUCAGGGACAGCAGAUGCCCUGGGGUUAAGCCGAGCCAUACUUUGCAAUGAUGGAUUGGUGAAGAGAUUGGAGGAGCUAGAGAGGACUGCAGAGCUGUACAAAGGCUUGACAGAGCACACCAAGAGCCUUCUCAGAGCUUUCUUUGAGCUAUCCCAGACGCACAGAGCAUUUGGAGACGUUUUCUCUGUCAUCGGUGUACGGGAGCCUCAACCAGCUGCCAGUGAAGCUUUUGUGAAAUUUGCUGAUGCCCAUCGCAACAUUGAGAAGUUUGGGAUUCACCUUCUGAAAACAAUUAAGCCGAUGCUGACUGACUUGAACACGUAUCUGAAUAAAGCCAUUCCUGACACAAGGCUGACUAUCAAAAAAUACCUGGAUGUCAAGUUUGAAUAUUUGUCUUACUGCCUGAAAGUCAAAGAGAUGGAUGAUGAAGAAUACAGCUGCAUUGCUCUGGGUGAGCCCCUCUACCGAGUCAGCACCGGGAACUACGAGUACCGCCUUAUCCUGCGUUGCCGCCAGGAGGCUCGCACGCGUUUUGCCAAGAUGAGGAAAGACGUGCUAGAGAAAAUAGAGCUCCUAGACCAGAAACAUGUGCAGGACAUCGUGUUCCAGCUCCAGCGUUUUGUCUCCACAAUGUCCAAGUACUAUGACGACUGCUAUGCUGUGCUUCGAGACGCGGAUGUCUUUCCCAUUGAGGUGGACCUUGCCCGCACUACUCUGAACUAUGGGCAGAAGGACACGUACACAGACGGGGCAGAAGAAGAAGAAGGAGGAGAAAGUGAAAGAGAGGGUAGUGGGAAGGAGGAUGCAAAUGGUGAAAAGCUCAUUGAUGAUGCCUGAACGUGCCAGUAUGCCACAGAGGAAAAGACUUUGCAGACUGGUAUAAAAACAUGUGAUUGUCUGUGUUGUCCAGCCUGGGAUUCUUCCUCUGCUCUGGGUGGUAGUAGCUGGUUGGAUUGGGGCCAACCUCUGCAUUCCUCUCUUUGCUUGCUUGCUUGCCUUUUUUCCCUGCAGAGUUCUGUUGCCCAACUUGGAUACUGAGUUGUGGGGAAGAGAAUCUCCUUCCACAUCGCCAUGUGACUCUGUGUGAACAGCUGAGCGCCCAGGAUGCACCACUCCCCUCUGGCAAGUGGAAGGCUGCUGAACAUCUGGAGAUAACUACAAAUGGAAUAACAGUCCUCUCCUGUCCUUGUGCUCUGGGAAGGAGUUAGCACCAGCACUGUUCUCUUCACCUCACUGCUGGCUGUCUUCAUGCUUCAAGCUUUGGCUUAUUUCAGUCUUCCUCUCUGUCUUCCUGGAGUACAUCCCAUGAGGUCUGAGACAGGUGUUUUUUAGGAUGAUCACUCCGAACUCUCUGCAACACCGUUUUUAAGAAAUAGGAGCAAGUCAGAGCUGAUGUCUGGACCUAGUGGUGGUCCAUGUGAUUUGUUCAUCCCCUACCUGAGCGGUUGCAGUAAGCUCUCCUUGCAGAGGCUGGUAGUAGUGGCUGCCUGGCUUGGUGGACCGCUGCAACUCAGCUGCAAGGAUCUACAAGAGUAUUCCCCUGGCUUCUAUCCUCUUCGUAUUCCUUGAGCUCCUGCAUAGCUAGCACCAUCUGGACACUCCAUAGCUACACCCCAGGGCUGGGGUCCUCCAGUAUGUAGGUCUGCCACGUGUGGAAAAGAGGAACCUAGAUUAGGAAGUUCUCCCAGUCAGCAGAGAUGCUGAGGUAAACGUGUUUGUCUGAGACAGGUUCCUGAAAGUAAGAGCAAAGCUGCAUGCUUUUCCUUUCUCUUGUUCUCUCCUACUGCUCUUUGCAAUGGAUAGUAACCAAAUAGGCUUCUCAAGGAUGUGCAGUGAGUUCUGCAAACUCCUUUCCAUGUGCGGGUGCCAUGAGGAACCAACCACCUUAGGACUGCAAAGGUGAUGUUCUAUUCUUACACUAGUGAGGAGAGGCAGGAAGCCCUGCAGAGGGGGGAAGAUUUGGCCUGUGGCAGAGACACGGCGAUUCUGAGUGUGAAAUAUGAAUAGCAUACGAAAUUCUGCUCUCUACACACCCAUUCUGUUCUGCCAGAAGCUAAUGCACCAUUCCCCCCAGCACAAAGGAAGGAGGGAAAAGUAAAGCUUACUUUUCUCCUCCCACCACCCUUGUGGGCAGAUCCCGGAUCCAGAUGGCACUUUCUUCUUGCCAGCAGUGGUGUGCUGCUCAGAGGCCAGGGUUUUGACUUCUCUGUCAUUACAUUCUAAUGGUAGUAAGAGAAGUUAUUUAAAGGCAUUAAUUGAAGAUCGAGACAUUCGGUUUGUUUUUCUCUUAUUUUUUUUUGAGCCUUGUCAUCUCCGUGGGUGCGUGGAAGAAAGUCAUCCAUGGGCAAGCUGCUCUGGAAGAUUUUAAUGGACUCUAAAUGUACUGUUGUCUGUAAUAAAGAAAGAUGUGACAGUUUUGUU
Molecule: messenger RNA, 3215 nt
Organism: Numida meleagris (helmeted guineafowl)
Lineage: Eukaryota; Metazoa; Chordata; Aves; Galliformes; Numididae
Gene: PICK1
Product: protein interacting with PRKCA 1
Exons: 13
Coding region: 411-1631 (406 amino acids)
Biological process (GO): regulation of Arp2/3 complex-mediated actin nucleation; receptor clustering; intracellular protein transport
Cellular component (GO): postsynaptic density; synaptic vesicle; postsynaptic early endosome
Molecular function (GO): phospholipid binding; protein kinase C binding; protein domain specific binding
Source: RefSeq, a predicted model, not a curated record